This is a messenger RNA of Cornus florida, 993 nucleotides long. Its product is annotated as putative disease resistance protein RGA4. NCBI's taxonomy places the organism in Eukaryota, Viridiplantae, Streptophyta, Magnoliopsida, Cornales, Cornaceae. The transcript is spliced from 2 exons. The coding region runs from base 1 to 993 and encodes 330 amino acids. The record is from RefSeq and is a predicted model, not a curated record.
AUGGAUUUACUGAGGAAAUCUCUUUUUCAAGAUAUUCAAAUAGAUGAAUGGGGUGAUAUAGAAUAUUGCAAAAUGCAUGAUCUUGUCCACGACAUUGCAGAAUCUGUUGUGAGGCCCAAGAGUUCUGUAGUGAAUUCGAAUGCAAAAAAUAUUACUAAAAGAACUCGUCACUUGUCAUUACAUUUGUCAUUGCCACGGGAAAUUCCAACCCACUUGUCUAGAGCUCACAAUUUACGAACAGUGAGAAUGAAGGAUGCAAGCAGGUUUGGAAUGGAUAUUGAUUCAACAUUUAAAAGGUUACGUGUGUUGGAUAUGCCGAGGGGGUGGGGGCAUAGUAAUAUAAGCAAGAUGAAACAUUUGAGGUUUCUUAGUCUUAGUACUUAUAAUAAAAGGAAGUUGCCAAGUUCUAUAACCGAGUUGAAAAAUUUGCAAACCUUAAAACUCUCCGAGUUUGAGCGGCUUAAACAAUUGCCAGAAGAGAUUAAAGAAUUGGUUAACCUUAGGCAUCUUGAGCUUCGCAGGUGUCGUGCCUUGACUGGAAUGCCGCGUGUAACAGAUGGCAAACAUCUUCCACUAUUUGGGCAACUUCCUUCUCUCCAAUUUCUGAGUCUUUGGGAUAUGGAAUCCCUGGAGUACAUGGAGGACGAGAGUAGUAGUGGGAGUGGUAGUGAGGAUUCUCUGUGCUCUUCAUCUUCAUCCAGUGGAGGAGCAGCACCAACACCAACAUUCUUCCCAUCCCUCAAAACACUUCGACUCUUGUAUUGCCCUGAAUUGAAGGGAUGGUGGAGGAGCCAAGCAGAAGAAGAAGCAACAACAACUUUACAGGACCAACAACAACAACAUUUGAAGAAGCUCCCAUCAUUUCCUUCUCUUUCCAAAUUAUGGAUCCUAAGUUGCCCUAAUCUGGCAUCAAUGCCUAUUCUGCAACCAUGUCUUGAACGACUACAUCUCUUGAACGUCAGCAAGAAGGUAGUAGAAGAAGAGUUAAGAUGA